CAUUGACACUACGAAUGCCUGCAUUGGUCAAAAAUAGUUUACGGAAUUCUUCCUGCAAGUGUUGUUGUUUUUAAAUGCGAAAACGUCAUUCCGGCGCCAGGUUAACUUUUUAUGUUUGUUUAGUUAUGUUCUAUCUUUGAAAACCGCUGGCAAGGUGUGGUUUUAACGUUUACUUCGCCUUUUCCCUACUCAGUAGGUCAGUCAGUCAGCUAUAGCUUGCUAGCUUGCAGCUAGCCGUACAAGCUGGCAGUAAUGGCUGCCGUUAUUCUAAGUUUCCCGACUGUGCAAGGUCUAAGGAUAUUCACACGAAAUUUGUUAUGGACCAAAAGAGGAGUGAGACUUGUUUCAGGAGAUGUGGGGCGGAUAGAGAAGGUGCUCAUCGCCAAUCGAGGGGAGAUCGCUUGCCGUGUGAUGCGCACGGCCAAGAAAAUGGGUGUCCGCUCUGUGGCUGUAUACAGUGAUGCUGACAGACACUCCAUGCAUGUUGCCAUGGCAGAUGAAGCCUACCACAUUGGCCCACCAGCCUCCCAGCAGAGUUACCUGUGCAUGGAAAAAGUUUUGGAUGUGGCGAAGAAGUCUGGCUCGCAUGCAGUCCACCCUGGGUAUGGGUUUCUGUCAGAAAAUACAGAGUUUGCAGAGGCUUGUAAACAGAACGGAAUCAUCUUCAUUGGACCACCAUCCUCUGCCAUCCGGGACAUGGGCAUUAAAAGCACAUCCAAACACAUCAUGUCAGCUGCUGGGGUGCCAAUCAUUGGAGGUUACCAUGGGGAUGACCAGUCAAAUGAGAGACUGCAAGCAGAGGCUGCAAAGAUUGGCUACCCUGUGAUGAUAAAGGCGGUUCGUGGAGGAGGAGGCAAGGGCAUGCGCAUUGCACAGUCCGACUCUGACUUCUUGGAGCAGCUGGAGUCUGCAAGACGUGAGGCCAGAAAAUCUUUCAAUGAUGAUGUCAUGCUGAUUGAGAAGUUUGUAGAGGAUCCCAGACAUGUGGAGGUUCAGGUGUUUGGGGACAUGCACGGUAAUGCUGUCUACCUAUUUGAGAGAGACUGCAGUGUCCAGAGGAGGCAUCAGAAGAUCAUAGAGGAAGCACCAGGACCUGGCAUCAGUGCAGACGUUAGGAGGAAACUGGGAGAAGCAGCCGUAAGAGCAGCUAAGGCUGUCAACUAUGUAGGAGCAGGUACAGUUGAGUUCAUCAUGGAUGCCCAGCAUAACUUCUACUUCAUGGAGAUGAACACCAGGCUGCAGGUGGAACAUCCAGUCUCUGAGAUGAUAACUGGAACAGACCUAGUGGAGUGGCAGCUCAGGGUGGCAGCAGGGGAGCGCCUACCUCUCCUUCAAAAUGACAUUGUCUUAGACGGUCACUCCUUUGAGGCCCGUAUUUAUGCAGAGGAUCCAAACAAUGACUUCCUCCCAGGGGCGGGGCCUCUGCUACAUCUCUCCACGCCUCCGCCAGACCGGCACACUCGCAUCGAGACUGGAGUCAGAGAAGGGGACGAGGUGUCUGCUCAUUAUGAUCCAAUGAUAGCUAAGCUUGUGGUGUGGGGGGAGGACCGGUCUGCUGCCUUAAAAAAGCUUCGCUACUGCUUAAGGCAGUACAACAUUGUGGGGCUGAACACCAACAUUGAUUUCCUGUUGAGUCUCUCCGGUCACCCAGAGUUUGAGGCGGGAAACGUGAGCACCAGCUUCAUUCCUCAGCACUAUGCAGAUCUCUUUCCCACGCCGAGAGCUCCCUCCGGGGCAACAGUCUGUCAGGCUGCCCUGGGCCUGGUACUUGAAGAGAGGAGGCACACUAAGGACUUCACACAGACCUCCACAGAUCCUUUCUCUCCAUUUAGCUCCAGUCGUGGCUGGAGGCUGAACACACACUUCCACAGAACCAUGACGCUGCAACUGGGAGACAAGAAGGUUGAUGUGGUUGUCACAUAUAACAAAGAUGGAAGCUACACAAUGCAGCUGGACAAGGAGGUGUUCCACGUGGCGGGGGAGGUGGAGAUGGAGGGCGGAGCUUCGUUUCUCCAUUGUUCUGUUAAUGGCGUGAAGUCUCGGCCCAAACUGGUGAUCCUGGACAACACAGUUCAUCUGUUCUCCACGGAGGGCAGCUCGGAGGUGUCUGUUCCAGUUCCAAAAUAUCUGGCCGGUGUGAGCAGCUCUGGCACUCAGGGUGGUGCUGUGGCACCCAUGACUGGGACCAUUGAGAAGGUGCUUGUGAAGGCUGGUGACAAAGUGAAUGUUGGGGAUCCGCUGAUGGUCAUGAUUGCCAUGAAGAUGGAGCACACCAUCCGUGCCCCCAAGACAGGUGUGAUCAGGAAGGUGUUCUUCAGUGAGGGCUCUCAGGCCGAUCGUCACGCUCCAUUGGUGGAACUGGAGGAGGAGAACGGGGAGGGUGGCCAGUAGAGCAUGCAGAGGCUAGUAAACUAGUUGUCGAAGCUGAAAGUCUGUUGGAGGGAGAGUCAGGCUCAGUCUGAGUUGAACAAUUAUGCACUCAAACCCAACUCGAAAGAAAUAAAAAGAGCUAAAAAGCCUGACAUCAUCAAAACAGACAGUGGCCUUUUACACUCUGCCUAUAUCAUUGUGUCAUCUUGGAGGAUUUGUAACUUGCUGUAAAAACGGAGUCUGGCUUCUCUAACUGUGGUGCCACUCUGUCUCGAUCAAGACUGCUUCCUGUCAGGGACACUGAAGAUCAUCCACGUAAUGUCUCUGACUGCAAGCAAGAAACGACGAGAGCAGUUGCUGAACUUGUACAAUAAUAGAAACGGUUACUGACGAGCGAGGGGCGAAUUUCUCAAUUAUGUUCUGCAAAGUGACAGCCCACAUGUUGGUAUUAACACAUUUUCUUUGAUUUGUCCAAAUGAGAGACGUCUAUUAAAUACAGCUUGUAUUGUUCAUGAAAUGUAUUUUUAAAAGUCAGCUCUUUAGGGAAUGAACAAGACUUUUUUUUUGGUUGUUUAGCCACUAUUUGUGAAUGCUUGUGUAGGCGCCAUGAAAAUGUGUUCUGAUUCUAAAAGAAGGCGUCUGCAUUAGUGAAUCAAUAUAAAUCCUUUCAGAUGACACCGAGAGAAAAAAAAAAACACUCCAGAAUUUCAAGGUUGAAAGGUCAGAAUCACCACUGCUUUGUAGGUUUCGUACUUGUCUGAUGGACGAUUAAGAGCAAAGUCUAAUAAUAGUAUAAUCUGUUAAUAAAUGACUCACAUGCUAAGCUUGUGUUG
Messenger RNA from Dunckerocampus dactyliophorus (ringed pipefish), 3203 nucleotides. RefSeq names its product methylcrotonyl-CoA carboxylase subunit (gene mccc1). The record is from RefSeq and is a predicted model, not a curated record. Gene Ontology annotation, molecular function: methylcrotonoyl-CoA carboxylase activity; metal ion binding; ATP binding. Gene Ontology annotation, cellular component: mitochondrion. The transcript is spliced from 19 exons. NCBI's taxonomy places the organism in Eukaryota, Metazoa, Chordata, Actinopteri, Syngnathiformes, Syngnathidae. Bases 253 to 2391 code for a protein of 712 amino acids.